AUUUCAUUCGGUCAUUUUGCGUUGCAUGCGCUGUUGAAGGGCAAGAUUGUUUUGUCAUUUCGUUGUAAAAAUCUUAAAAUUUAAAUAAUUUUAUCAAGUGUACAAUUGUAUGCAUUAUCAAUAAAGUGUGUUGUAAGAUUUUGUGUUAAUUUAGUCUUCUAGUUAUUUAGGUUGGCACAAUGGCGGUGCUGGCGGCAGCUCAGCUGCUUGAUGAAUUGAUGGGCAGACAUCGGAAUACAAAUCCGAAUGAAAAAAUCAAAAAGCCGAAUUGGGAGGAUCCCGAGUACUGCAAAUAUUACAUGGUGAAGUUCUGUCCACAUGAUUUGUUUGUAAACACCAGAGCAGAUCUCGGUGCCUGUCCGAAGGUCCAUGACGAUGAAGUCAAAGAGCUGUUUGAGAAGGCAGAGUCCUCAUACAAGAAGGCACAAUAUGUGGAAGAGUUCUUACGUUUCUGCCGUCACAUGAUCAACGAUGUUGAACGAAAAAUCCAAAAGGGUAAACAAAGGUUAGAGUUAAUGAACUCGAAACCCGAUGGUCCACCCAUGACUCAAGCGCAGACUGAGAAAAACCAGGAACAGGUUCAAUUGCUAUCAGAAAAGAUAACAUCAUUAGUACAAGAAGCAGAGGAGGCAGGAACACGCGGUGAUGUCGAACAAGCUCAAGGCCUUAUGAAACUCUGUGAUAGAUUGAAAGAAGAGAAAGAACAACUAUUGAAACAACAAGAGAACAGUCACUGGUCCAUGACGGCUGAGUUAGCGGCAGCACAGGAGAAGCAGAUGGAAGUGUGUCCUGUGUGCGGCGCGUUCUUGAUCGUUGGUGACGCACAACAGCGCAUUGACGACCAUUUGUCUGGGAAACAACAUGUCGGCUACUUCAAACUGCGGCAAGCUUACGAAGAAAUGAACGAAGCACGCGAGAAGGAACAACAAGAGAAAGAGCGAAAACGUCGGGAAGAGAGAGAAAAGGAGCGCAGUGCUCGUAGCGGAGGCCUCGGCUCCGACCGACGCGACAGGGAACGUAUGGAACGCGACCGGGAACGCGACAGGGACAGGAGUGAGCGAGGAAGCGACCGCGGGGACCGCAGCGAGCGAGCCGAUCGCGACCGGGAAAGGGACACUGAUAAGAAAGAACGCGAAAAGGAGCCCAAGGAUAAGGAGAGGGAACGGGAUAGGGAUAAGGAGCGUGAGAAAGAUAGGGAACAACGGGAUCGUCAUAGGACGAGCCGUGAGAAGACCAACCGCCACGAGGACCGGGAGCGGGAGCGCGAGCGAGAUCGUGAUAAGGAGCGAGACCGGGAACGUGACCGCAAACACCGCAAGGACCGAAGAUCACCUCACGAGCGCUCGCGGCGACGUUCCCGCGACCGCCACUAGCAAAAUGUCUGAGGUAUCACAAAUGCGCCUGAAAUCGUUGGAAAGCCAUAGACGAAGAACUCCGGAUCGCGCUGCAACCACCAUCACUGUCAAAGAGGUACUUUUGAAAUUAAGCACCCGUACAGAAGAGGCGAGGCGCGACGCUGUUCCAGAAAAUUCUACAUUCGGCCAUCGGUUUCGAGGUGACAUAGAAUAGUCACACGUAAUAUUUAAGAAUUUCAAUGUUAGCACCAAAAGUAUUGGUUUAUAAAAUGCAUGUAGCCGAAAGUCCCGCGUUACAACGGACUUGAUAUAAUUUACGAAUAGAUAUUAAAUGUUUGUAACAGUGUAGACACCACUGAUAUUCGAUCUUUAGGAAGGUCACUGUUCUUUUCUGUAAACCAGUUUCCUCUGAGGAGUCAUUCAGGUAUUUAUCAAAUUAUUUUUUAUCUUUAUCGUAAUAAUGUUAACAUUUAAUUGUGUAUGUUUGGGAUUGAGCUGAUAGCGUAUGUCUUGAAGGAAUAAACCAUGAAUUUAAAAA
Helicoverpa armigera (cotton bollworm) is the source of this 1893-nucleotide messenger RNA. Its product is annotated as luc7-like protein 3. The transcript is spliced from 9 exons. Lineage: Eukaryota; Metazoa; Arthropoda; Insecta; Lepidoptera; Noctuidae. The coding region runs from base 180 to 1373 and encodes 397 amino acids. Gene Ontology annotation, cellular component: U1 snRNP; U2-type prespliceosome. Gene Ontology annotation, molecular function: mRNA binding. Gene Ontology annotation, biological process: mRNA splice site recognition. The record is from RefSeq and is a predicted model, not a curated record.